Messenger RNA from Lithohypha guttulata, 2661 nucleotides. RefSeq lists its product as uncharacterized. The transcript has a single exon. Gene Ontology annotation, molecular function: molybdopterin cofactor binding; molybdenum ion binding; heme binding. NCBI's taxonomy places the organism in Eukaryota, Fungi, Ascomycota, Eurotiomycetes, Chaetothyriales, Trichomeriaceae. Bases 1 to 2661 code for a protein of 886 amino acids. Gene Ontology annotation, biological process: nitric oxide biosynthetic process; sulfur compound metabolic process; nitrate assimilation. The record is from RefSeq and is a predicted model, not a curated record.
AUGGAAGACCCAAAGACUGAUUCUCAGGGCAUUCCAGAAGCAAUCGAGAAACUCGACGCACAGAAGCCGAGGGAAAAAGGUUCUGAGGACCUCCCUCCGACACCUCCAGACACCGACGAUAGCGCUUCGAACACUUCGGCCGAAGUUGACGAUGUAGACCUGCCAUUACCGCCAGCGUCGACGAGACCCACAAAGGUCCUUGAUAUUGAUGUGAAGACUCCAGACGCACACGUUCCACGAGAUCCGCGACUCAUCAGGUUGACAGGAGUGCAUCCCUUCAAUGUCGAGGCUCCUCUAACCGAACUCUUCAAUGAAGGUUUUCUUACGAGUCCCGAACUCUUCUAUGUAAGAAACCAUGGCGCUGUGCCAGAAGUCAAGGACGAGGACAUGCUUGACUGGGAAUUUACCGUCGAAGGCAUGGUUGAGAAUCCCUUAACCAUUUCUCUGAAGCAAUUGAUGUCGGAGUACGAGCAGGUCACAUGUCCUAUAACACUGGUCUGUGCAGGCAACCGGAGAAAGGAACAGAACGUUGUACGGAAAACGAAAGGCUUCUCGUGGGGUCCGGCAGGUGUUUCAACCGCGUUGUGGACUGGUGUGAUACUGUCAGAAGUUAUAAAAAGAGCAAAGCCAAAGCGUAAGGCGAGAUAUGUCUGCAUGGAAGGUGCUGACAAGCUACCUAAUGGCUAUUACGGCACAUGUUGCAAACUCAACUGGGUCAAUGACCCUAACAAAGGCGUAAUGCUCGCUUACAGCAUGAACGGUGAGACACUGACCCCAGAUCAUGGGAAGCCUUUGCGAGUUGUCAUACCGGGUCAAAUAGGAGGUCGUUCUGUGAAAUGGUUAAAAAAGCUUAUCCUCACCGAAGGGCCAAGUGACAAUUGGUACCACAUCUACGACAACCGAGUUCUGCCCACCAUGGUCUCGCCGGAAGAAUCAGCCAACGAUCCAAAAUGGUGGACUGACGAAAGAUAUGCCAUCUACGACCUCAACCCGAACUCGGCCAUUGCCUUUCCUGCCCACGAUGAGAAGAUUUCCAUCUCCCAAGGUCCGCCAACAUAUCGUGCUCGAGGUUAUGCAUAUAGUGGUGGUGGGCGAAGGAUUACUAGAGUUGAAGUUACUCUAGACAAGGGCAAGUCGUGGAGGCUUGCAAACAUCGAAUAUCCAGAGGACCGGUAUCGAGACGUAGAGAAAGACCUCUUCGGUGGGCGUCUAGAUAUGAACUGGAGGGAGAGCUGCUUCUGCUGGUGCUUCUGGUCGAUUGACUUGUCCAAAGAAGAGAUGAAAAAUGCAAAAGACAUCCUGGUACGGUCGAUGGACGACAGCAUGAACCUACAACCUCGAGAUAUGUACUGGUCUGUAUUGGGCAUGAUGAAUAACCCAUGGUUUAGGGUCGUGAUCGACGUCCAAGGAGACACAAUGAGCUUCGAGCAUCCGACUCAGCCAGCUUUAAUGCCCGGUGGUUGGAUGGAGCGUGUCAAGAAAGCCGGAGGAAAUCUGGCCAAUGGUUUCUGGGGUGAAGUGUUGGAAGGUGAAAAUAUUAGUGUUCCCGAAGCAGAGGUGCCUAAGGAAGUGGUAAUGGUUAAAGAGGGUGUCAAGAAUGCCAUAAGCAUCGACGAGUUGCGCAAACACGACGGUGGGGACAGUCCGUGGUUUGUGCUCAAUGGUGAAGUCUACGACGGCACGAAGUUCAUGGAGGAACAUCCUGGCGGUGCUCAGAGCAUCAUCUCUGCCGCUGGCCUGGACUCGACUGAGGAGUUUAUGGCAAUCCACAGUGAGACUGCGAAAGCCAUGAUGCCUGAUUAUCACAUAGGUUCGCUCGACGAAGCAGGACGGACAGCACUGACGGAAGACGUCGCAGAAACCAUUUCAGGAGAGCCACGGGAUCAGUUUCUUCAGUCUAAGGCCUGGUCGAAAGCCAUAUUGCAUGGCAAGAAGAUUGUCUCCUGGGAUACAAGGAUAUUCACGUUUAAGCUGCAACACGAAGAACAGAAAUUGGGUCUGCCCGUAGGUCAACAUCUUAUGGUCCGCCUGCAUGACCCUGCCACUCGAGAGGCCAUCAUCCGCAGCUAUACACCAAUUUCAGAGAUCGACGAUCGAGGUCAUAUGGACAUGCUGGUGAAGGUAUACUUUGCUGGCAAUGGCUCACCUGGCGGUAAGAUGUCCGUAGCAAUGGACUCACUCCCAAUAGGACAUUUCAUUGAAAUGAAAGGGCCGAUCGGCAAAUUCGAGUACAAAGGUAAAGGCAUAUGUAUGGUGCAAAACAGAGAACGCCACAUCAAGUCUUUCGUGAUGAUUUGCGGUGGUAGCGGUAUCACGCCCAUCUAUCAAGUGUUCCGAGCAAUCAUGCGGGACCCAGAAGACCACACCAAGUGCACUAUCCUCGACGGCAACAGAUUGUUUGAAGACAUCCUAUGCAAAGAAGAAAUGGAGGCACUGGCUGAUGGCAAUGACCACAAAUGCAAAGUCCUUCACACAUUGACCCAAGCACCAGAUCAUUGGACUGGUUUACGAGGUCGUAUCACCGGCAAGCUCGUCGCUGAGCAUUGCUUGAGGGACAAAGACACGCUUGUGCUCAUCUGUGGCCCAGAAGCGCUUGAGAAGGCUAUGCACGUGGCAUUGUUGGAGGCUGGAUGGGAGGACGACCAGUUGAUGUUCUUUUAA